Aspergillus wentii DTO 134E9 is the source of this 1569-nucleotide messenger RNA. RefSeq names its product DnaJ and TPR domain protein. Gene Ontology annotation, molecular function: protein-folding chaperone binding; misfolded protein binding. The transcript has 2 exons. Lineage: Eukaryota; Fungi; Ascomycota; Eurotiomycetes; Eurotiales; Aspergillaceae. Gene Ontology annotation, biological process: protein folding in endoplasmic reticulum. The record is from RefSeq and is a predicted model, not a curated record. The coding region runs from base 1 to 1569 and encodes 522 amino acids. Gene Ontology annotation, cellular component: endoplasmic reticulum.
AUGCUCAUAUUUCUGGGGUCUCUUACGGUCUUUUUGGCCUGUCUCUCAACUGUCCAUGGCCUACAACCUUCACAGAUUCCCCUGGAUACACCGUUGUCAUCCUUGAUCUCCUCCGCAAAAACUCAUCUCGCAAGUGGUUCGCCUGGUGAUGCUUUGCUCUAUUUCAAUGCGGCUAUUUCACGCGAUCCUGCCAACUAUGUUACUAUCUUCCAACGGGGCGCGGCCUAUCUAUCUAUGGGGAAAAGUUCGCAAGCUCUAAGUGACUUUGAUCGGGUUUUGGAACUCAAGCCAGAUUUCGAAGGUGCUUUACUCCAACGAUCCCGUCUAAAGGCCAGAUCUGCCAACUGGGCCGGUGCCAUUAAUGACCUUGAAGCGGCUGGGAAGAAGUCAUCUCCAGAACAUCAGGAGCUUCAAGAAGCCCGAGAUGCUGCUGCUUUAGCGCAUGAUGCAGACAAGCAGGGGGCUUGGGACGCUUGCGUAAAUUACGCUAGUGUGGCCAUCGUGAAAGCGAACUCGGAUUUGAGUCUGCGGCAGACUCGGGCACACUGUCGCCUCGAAAGAGGAGACGUAGAGGAAGGUCUCAGUGAUCUCGCUCAUGUCUUGCAGAUUUCACCUAGCAUGGUGGAGCCACACCUUCAAAUAUCGUCAAUGUUAUUUUAUGCGUUAGGGGACACUGAUCGCGGUGUGUCUCAAAUUCGAAAAUGCCUGCAUUGGGACCCUGAUUCCAAAAACUGCAAUCGUCUUUAUCAAAAGGAAAAAAGGCUAGUCAAGCGUUUAGAGAAGCUGCAAGGAACUGUGGAUUCUCGGAAGUUCAAUAAUGCCAUCAACUUGCUAGUUGGGGCUGGUGGAGACAGUGGUCUAAUGGAUGAUGUGAAAGAGGAUGUUGAUGAAGCGAAAAAAUCAGGCCAUAUUCACCCUGCGGCUCCUAAUAAACUUUAUACAUUCUUAGUUGAGAGCACCUGUGAGGCUUAUCGUGAGAUACAAAUGCCCAGAAAGGCCGGGUCUUAUUGCGCUGAAGCUCUCGAGCUGAAUCCAAACUCCCUUCAGGCGCUUCUAUUUAAGAGUCAAAAAGCCAUCGACGAGGAUCGGUUUGAUGAUGCUAUACAUACUCUCAACAAAGCCAAGGAGCAUCAUUCCAACUCCAAGGAAAUCGAGACGCUUUUACAAAAGGCACAUGCUCUACUGAAGCGUUCCAGGCAAAAUGACUACUACAAAGUUCUAGGUGUUGGCCGAGAUGCAGAUGGGCGGACAAUUAAACGUGCUUAUCGGCAACUGACAAAACAACAUCAUCCCGAUAAGGCCUUAUCGCAGGGUGUAUCGAAGGAGGAGGCUGAAAAGAAAAUGGCUUCUAUCAACGAAGCCUAUGAGGUUUUAUCUGAUUCCGAGCUCAGGGCACGUUACGAUAGCGGCGAUGACCCAAACGACCCUGAGCCGCAGAGAGGGACACCAUUCCAGGGUAACCCAUUCGGUCAUGGAGGUGGUCAGCAUUUCUUCUUCCAGCAAGGAGGUCCGCAAUUCAAAUUCCAGGGUCAGGGAUUCAACUUUCCCGGUGGUUUUCCUUUUCGCUGA